CUAUGACUGAUCGUUCCCGCGCAUUUCGUUGCUACGCCACCUACUCUCCGGGAGUCCAUCGGAUACGAACGUUAAGUUCUUUCGCGAAAUUACAUUCAUUUGAUACGUUUAGUAUUACAGAUUCCUCAAGUUGCCUCCGCUACGAAUAUUGUAAAUUAUUUACUCACUUAUUCAUCGCACAACUAAUGACAUUUUUACUUUGCAAUAUAAAUGCUACCGUGAUUAUCAGGAAGUAUCGUAAAUAUUGAAACAUCAAAUAUGGCGUGUUAAUAUCAUUUCAACUUGAAUACAAAUUUGCAAGGGAAGAACUUAACGAUAGUGGCAAUAAAUAAAUCAAGUAACUGGAAAUCAGCAAAAUGGGAGGCGAGGAAGGAUUAGGAGUGACCACCGGUCAGCCCAAUCUUUACAAGCAAGAUCUAUCGAAAUUGGAUGUUAGCAAACUUACGGCACUGUCUCGGGAAGUAAUUAGCAGACAAGCAACUAUUAAUAUUGGAACAAUUGGCCAUGUGGCGCAUGGGAAGUCCACUAUCGUGAAAGCAAUUUCUGGAGUUCAAACGGUUCGUUUUAAAAAUGAACUAGAAAGGAACAUUACCAUUAAACUUGAGGCUCGUGCAGCGGAGAGUAGCAGUGGGGAAAUUGCUGAAGUUCCUGGCGAUACACACAAACUGCCUUUCAACUGUCAAAAGAGGUCCAUUUCGCCUGGGGGUACCGAACCACCUGCCAAGCAACGGAGACUCAAUUACAGUAUGUCUUCGUCUGAAGAUACAGAAGACAAACAAUUGGAGAAGCCUGUCAAUGUUUCCACAACUUUAAGAUCUAUGAAGAGUUCGAAUGUAUUGCCUAUGAUAGCGGACUCGUGCAAAGAAGUAGAGAAACGAGAAAGUGUUAUAUCUCCUGCAAAAAAUUGCCUCUUUGAGGCAACAAAGAAUGCUGUAACAUGUGAGCUAGUUAAUGGACAUUCGUUAUAUGUAUCCAAUGACAACAAUGAUGACCCAAAUUUGAAACAGAAAAUACUUCAACGGUCAAUUAAUAGUAGACCACAAUUUAAAACUCUAGUACUGAAAGAAGUGAGAAUAGAAUUAGAUGACAUAAGUGAUUUAGCAGCUAAAAAGGUUAGUCGUAAGACGGAAACGAAAAGGAAAGAUGUAUACGAGGUCGAAAAGAUAUUAGGGAAGAAAUAUCAGAACGGAACUGCAUUGUAUCUCAUCAAGUGGAAGAACUGGAAUGCAGAGAGUAAUACCUGGGAGCCAUUGGAAAACCUUGUAAACUGCUCCGAGUUGUUGGAAGAAUUUGAGAACGACAGGAUAAAACUGUUGGACAAGUUUAAAAGCAAGAUGAACUUUUAUCCUACCAUAAAGGAGGUUGAACGGUUCAUGAAGAAUCUGAUGACCAAUGGUUAUACAGAUUGUACGGAUCCUGACGAAGAUGUACUUUACAGGAACCUUAGGAAUUUCUUCAAGCAGAAGUAUAACAGUUCUAGUCCACUCGGAACGAAGAUAAAGAAUAAUAUACUUCAGACACUGUUGUGCAGCUUGAGAAAAGAACAGUUGGAGUCUCUGCAAGAGUGGGAAAAUGAAAUGAACAGCAUAACGGCUGGGAAACCGUUCAUUAAAGUUGAAAACUUUGUGGAUUUGGAGAGUGCUCCUCAAGAUUUCUACUACAUAGAUGACUAUUUGCCAGGUGCAGGUGUAAUAAUACCGGAAGAGCCACCGAUAGGCUGCCAUUGUGAAAAUUGCGACUCAAAAGGGAACGACAAUUGUUGCUUUACCCAGUGCAACGGCAGAUUGCCUUAUUCUACGGCAUGUAGGAUUCGAGUGCCUCCGGGAACUCCCAUUUACGAGUGCAACAAGCAGUGCAUGUGUUCGGACGACUGUCAAAACCGAGUAGUACAGCGAGGGACCUCUGCGAAGCUUUGCGUGUUUAGAACAUCUAAUGGCAGAGGGUGGGGUGUCAAGACUUUGAACACGAUCAAGAAGGGAACAUUCGUGACUCAAUACGUCGGCGAAGUGAUAACGAGUGAAGAGGCGGAAAAAAGGGGAGCGGAAUACGAUGCCGCAGGAAGAACGUAUUUAUUCGAUUUGGAUUAUAACGAGACGGAAGGGCAAUGCCCGUACACCGUCGACGCGGCCAUGUACGGAAACAUUUCCCAUUUUAUCAAUCACUCUUGCGACCCGAAUCUGGCAGUUUACGCAGUGUGGAUCAACUGUCUGGAUCCGAAUCUACCUAAACUCGCUUUAUUCGCCACUAAAGAUAUUAAACAAAAUGAGGAAAUCACCUUCGAUUACAUGUGCCAGUCCUCUAGGAUCUAUGAAAAGAAGAUUAGAGAACACGGUGACUCGUUUGACGGUGUAAUUAACGGUAGCGUUACUUCGGAAGCCCGACAGAGAUUGGAGCUACCAUUGGAAACGAAGCGCACGUCCAUGGAUAAUCGAACCCGAUGCAAGUGCGGAGCGAAUACUUGUAGACAAUAUCUCUUCUAGAAGAAUGACUGUAUAUGUAGACAGACGAACGCAGUAAUAUUUUUAUAAUUAUAACUUGGCAAGAUAGUAGGUACAUUCAUUUUCUGGGAUAGAGCGAAGGGAAAUCAGUUGAGAACUAGAUUGUCUUCAGCCUCUAUGCUGCUGGCAAAUUAUCCCCGCUGUUGUUGUAGCUCUUUAAGUCAUCGACCUGAUUAAUUGGUCAGUCCUUUCGGUAACACUGCCAAGCGUUUCCGUUAAUGAAGUUCUUAAUUUAGAAAUAUAUGCAAUCGGAGUGAUUUAUCGUUUUAAUAUGUUUACAAAUUGCCAGACGUAUAUGAUGUAGCAUAGUGUUUACAAUGUAUUGUACAAAACUUUGGAAAGUCAGUCAUAAAGUUAUCCAAGUAAAGUUUCUGUUAACUGA
Orussus abietinus is the source of this 2880-nucleotide messenger RNA. It is a transcript of the gene Su(var)3-9, whose product is annotated as eukaryotic translation initiation factor 2 subunit 3, Y-linked. Gene Ontology annotation, biological process: positive regulation of translational fidelity; formation of translation preinitiation complex. The transcript has 5 exons. Bases 357 to 2480 code for a protein of 707 amino acids. Gene Ontology annotation, cellular component: nucleus; eukaryotic translation initiation factor 2 complex; cytosol. The record is from RefSeq and is a predicted model, not a curated record. Gene Ontology annotation, molecular function: GTPase activity; GTP binding; translation initiation factor activity. NCBI's taxonomy places the organism in Eukaryota, Metazoa, Arthropoda, Insecta, Hymenoptera, Orussidae.